Messenger RNA from Ahaetulla prasina, 7327 nucleotides. RefSeq names its product agrin (gene AGRN). Gene Ontology annotation, biological process: receptor clustering; G protein-coupled acetylcholine receptor signaling pathway. Lineage: Eukaryota; Metazoa; Chordata; Lepidosauria; Squamata; Colubridae. The transcript is spliced from 36 exons. The record is from RefSeq and is a predicted model, not a curated record. The coding region runs from base 666 to 6857 and encodes 2063 amino acids. Gene Ontology annotation, molecular function: calcium ion binding; laminin binding.
UGCCCCUUGGCAAGUCCCAUCACGUGCGGCAUCGCUCGGCACGAUUAGCCAUUAACCGGAGAGCCGAGGCGGCGGUUCCAGCGGCGGGCAGGGGGCGGUCUCUGCCUCUCUCUCUCUCUCUCCCUCUGCCGGAAUCCCCCCUCCCCAAUUCCAACCCUUCCAAGCCCGCCUCCCUCCUUCUCGCUCUCGCUCGCUCUCUGUAUCCCUCCCGCGGCUGCAGAGGCGGGCAGCGCAGCCCGGCUUUCUCUCUCUCUCUCUCUCUCUCUCUCUGUAUCUCUCUUUUUUUUCUUUCUCUUUCCCUCUUUCCUCCUCCCCUCCUCCUCCUCCGCAAUUCAGCCCGCCCUCCAAAAGCGCCCACCCCACCCCCGUUUUCUGCCCCACUGGGCGAAGGAAGCAGCCGGCUAGCUUUGAACCGGGGAAAGAGGACGGAGGUCUGCGGGCCGGCGCUUCCGCGGGGCCCGGCCACGCCGCCUUCCCGAUCUUUGAUUUGAUUUUAUUCUUUCUCCGCCUCUCCUUCCUCCUUCCCUCCCUCUUUCCCGAUCGCACUUUCUCCCUCUCUGGAUCUCUCUGGAUCUCUUCCCUCCCCUCCCUUCCCCGCGCGCCUCUCCGCAAACUUAGGAUCGCCGCUCGAAGGGGGCCAAACUCCCGGCUCUAUUGUUGCCGCGAUGCGGCGGGCGAAGGGUUCCCCCGGAUCGUCCCCCGCCGCCAGCCUGAAUCCUUUGCCGAUGCCGCCGCCGAUGCUCCUUUUCCUGCUCUUGCUGGCAUCCGGGCCGGCCCGUUGCAACCGCAGCUGUCCGGAGAAAGAGCUGGAACGGCGGGAGGAAGAAGCCAACGUCGUCCUCACCGGAACGGUGGAAGAAAUAUUCAACGUCGAUCCGGUCCACCAGACCUACUCCUGCAAGGUGAGGGUUUGGCGGUACCUGAAGGGGAAAGAGGUGGUGACUCACGAGAUCCUCUUGGACGGCGGGAACAAGGUGAUGAUUGGGGGGUUUGGGGACCCCUUGAUCUGCGACAACCAGGUCUCCACUGGGGACACCCGGAUUUUCUUCGUCAAUCCCGCCCCGCACUACAUGUGGCCCGCUCACAAGAAUGAACUGAUGCUCAACUCCAGCCUUAUGAGGAUUACUCUGCGCAACCUGGAAGAGGUGGAGCAUUGCGUCGAAGAUAAACCGGUGAGCUACUUCCCGCAGGCAGUGCCCCAAGAUGUUUGUCGAGGGAUGCUGUGCGGCUUCGGGGCCGUUUGCGAGAAGACCCCGACGGACCCUUCCCAAGGCGUGUGUGUUUGUAAGAAGGCCACCUGCCCUUCGGUGGUAGCUCCGGUGUGCGGAUCGGAUUAUUCGACCUACAGCAACGAGUGUGAGCUGGAGAAAGCUCAGUGCAACCAACAGCGUCGCAUUAAAGUCAUGAGUAAAGGAGCUUGUGGUUCGAAAGACCCCUGCGCAGAGGUGGCCUGCAGCUUCGGCAGCACCUGCGUACGGUCCACCGAUGGGCAGUCAGCCAAAUGCAUCUGCAUGUCCUUUUGCAGCGGCCUCCCCGAAAACACCGUCUGCGGCAGCGACGGCAAGGACUACCGCAGCGAGUGCCACCUGAACCGACACGCCUGCGACAAGCAGGAGAACAUCUUCAAGAAGUUUGACGGGCCGUGCGAUCCUUGCAAAAGCACCCACAACGACAUGAAUAGAGUCUGCCGGGUCAGCCCUCGCUCGCGACGGGCCGAGUUGCUGCCCAGGCCUGAAACCUGCCCCUUGAAAAAAGAUCCAGUGUGUGGGGAUGACGGAGUGACAUACGAGAACGAAUGCGUCUUGCAGAGGACGGGCGCCAUCCGGGGCAUCGAGAUCCAGAAAUUGCGUUCAGGACAGUGCCAGGUUCAAGACAGAUGCCGCGACGAGUGCCGUUUCAACGCCGUGUGCCUGAUCCGCCGGGGCCUCGCCCGCUGCUCCUGCGAACGGGUGGUCUGCGACGGCGCCUACCAGCCCCUCUGCGGCAGGGACAGCCGGACCUACUUCAACGACUGCGAGCGCCAGAAGGCGGAGUGCCAGCAGAAAGCUGCCAUUCCAGUCAAGCACCAUGGACCUUGUGAUCUUGGCAAGCCGAGCCCCUGUUUGAGCGUCGAGUGCCAGUACGGUGCCACCUGCGUGGUGAAGAACCAGGAGGCUGUUUGCGAGUGUCAGCAAGUGUGCCAGAGCAUUUACGAUCCGGUCUGCGGCAGCGACAACCUCACCUACAGCAACCCUUGCGAGCUGGACGCCAUGGCCUGCGCCCUCCGGAAGGAGAUCCGCGUGAAGCACAAGGGCCCCUGUGACCGCUGUCGGAAGUGCCAAUUUGGUGCCAUCUGCGAGGCCGAGACGGGCAGGUGUGUGUGCCCCACCGAAUGCGUCGCCUCCUCUCAGCUGGUUUGCGGAACCGACGGGAACACCUACGGGAGCGAGUGCGAACUCCACGUUCAGUCCUGCAUCCAACAGGUCUCCAUCGAGGUGGCAGCCCAAGGCAGCUGCAAAGCCUGUGGAGCCACGGUAUGUUCCUUCGGGGCAAAGUGCGUGGAUGGGCAGUGCCUCUGCCCCCGUUGUGAGCAACAGCCCUUGUCCCGCGUCUGUGGAAGCAACAGCAUCACGUACAACAACGAGUGCGAACUGCGCCUGGCAGCUUGCCAGCAGAAGGAAGAACUGGAGGUUGCGAAGAGGGGCCCGUGCGAUGACGAGUGCGGCUCGGGCGAUGGGUCUGGCUCGGGAGAUGCCAUUGAGUGCGAGAGAGACAGCUGCCGGAAGUAUGGGGGUUCGUGGGACGAAGAUAUGGAAGAUGACCGCUGCGUGUGUGACUAUACCUGUGGGACGGUACCACAGAACUUGGUGUGUGGGUCGGAUGGGAUAGCCUACGGAAACGAGUGUGAACUUAAAAAAUCCCGCUGCGAGAAACGCCAGGACAUUUACGUGGCGAGCCACGGACCCUGCCAAGGGGUCCCAACGCUUCCGACUUCUUCGCCAGAACUCCUUCACUGUAGCAAAACCGUUUACGGCUGCUGCCCAGACAAUGUGACUCUGGCGCUCGGAGUUGGGUCGGCUGGAUGCCCCAGCACUUGCCACUGUAACCCCUAUGGCUCCUACGGAGGGAGCUGUGAUCCCAGCACGGGCCAGUGCUCCUGCAAACCCGGCGUCGGGGGGUUGAAGUGCGACCGCUGCGAACCUGGCUUCUGGAACUUCCGCGGCAUCGUCACGGACAGCAAGAGCGGCUGUACUCCCUGCCACUGCGAUCCUGUGGGAUCCGUCCGGGAUGACUGCGAACAGAUGACCGGCUUGUGUUCGUGUAAAACCGGGAUUACCGGCACUAAAUGCAAACAGUGUCCCAGCGGAAGCAAAUUGGGAAUGUCCGGUUGUGAAAAAGAUCUCUCGGCCCCCUCGUCUUGCGCUGAAAUGACCUGUGAAUUCGGGGCGUCGUGUGUGGAAGUGAAGGGCCUUCCCCAGUGCGAGUGCCCGUCGUUGCUUUGCACAGAAGCUGACACCUCCAAGGUCUGUGGCUCUGAUGGAGUGACCUAUGGUGACCAGUGCCAGUUAAGGACCAUUGCUUGCCGGCAGGGAAAGGUCAUAGAGGUGAAGCAUUUGGGCCAGUGUGCAGAAUCCCAUGCCAGCCACCCUACCCCGCCGGCAACCCAACGCCCUUUGGAUUCUGUUCCCCCUCUGGCGCCCCAAAUCACAACUUUAGCUCCCGAGCUGAUCAGGACCUCCUCCUCUCCCUGGCAUUCAGAAGACUACAUUUCCCGCCAGAGCCAGCCGGUCACCCGAAGGAUAACCAAGCCAGCUAUCCUCUCCACUCUUCCCUGGACGACUCAGGGCAUCCGCCAGACCACUGCCAGACCCCUCCUGACAGCGCCCAUAGUCCCUGCCGCCACUCAGAUGGCUGACGUUGAAUCGGGCAGCGCGGAAGGCAGCGGAGAUCCAGAACUGGGCAUCAGUGGAGAUCAGGAAGGCAGCGGGACCAGCUCUGCAGGGGAGGAAGUAAUUGAAGACACAAAGGUGCAGAGUACUCACCUGGGCGAGAGAGCCACCUGUUACAACACCCCUCUAGGAUGCUGCUCGGAUGGCAAGACUCCCGCCGCUGACGCCGAAGGAAGUAAUUGCCCAGCCACCAAAGUCUUCCAAGGGGUCCUGAUUCUGGAAGAGGUGGAAGGCCAAGAACUGUUUUACACCCCGGAAAUGGCCGAUCCCAAAUCGGAGCUUUUUGGGGAGACGGCCCGAAGCAUCGAAAGUGUGCUGGAUGACCUUUUCCGCAACUCGGAGGUCAAAAGGGAUUUCAGGAGUGUCCAGGUGCGACAUCUGGGCCAAAGCAGCGCCGUCAGGGUCAUUGUAGAGUCUCAUUUUGACCCAGCGACUUCUUACACGGCUGCUGAUAUCCAGAGGGCCCUUUUGAAGCAGAUCAAAGCCUCUAAGAAGAAAACCAUCUUGGUGAAGAGACCUCAGCAAGAGAACAUCAAGUUCAUGGACUUUGACUGGAUCCCCCAGCUCUUCACCACUACCACCACUACCACGAUCGCCACCACGAUGGCUCCCACGGUCGCCAGCUCCCAGAGGUUCCCCAACACCACGACUCCCCGGAACCUGAAUCCAGGACGGCUUAAUGGGAAAUCCUCCGGGGGAGCCACCACCAAAAAGCCCAGCACCACCCUUCCAGCCUCCAUGGACCGGAAGAAACCCAUGCGCCCUGUACCCACCACCAAGAAGCCUCCACGGCCCUGUGACUCUCACCCCUGCUUGCAUGGUGGCACCUGCGAAGACGACGGCCGAGACUUCACCUGCAGCUGCCCUGCAGGAAGAGGAGGAGCGGUUUGCGAGAAAUCUGUCCGAUACUUCAUCCCCAGCUUUGGCGGGAAGUCCUACCUGGCGUUCAAAAUGAUGAAGGCCUACCACACCGUACGCAUCGCCAUGGAAUUCCGAGCCUCCGAGCUGAGCGGGCUGCUCCUGUACAAUGGGCAGAACCGCGGGAAGGACUUCCUCUCCCUGGCGCUGGUGAACGGAUUUGUGGAGCUCAGGUUCAACACCGGCUCGGGGACAGGCGUGAUCACCAGCAAGGUGCCCAUCGAGCCUGGCCAGUGGCAUGCGCUUGUGGUCAAUCGGAACCGGAGAAACGGUGUGCUGUCCGUGGAUGGGGAGCCCCACGUGCAUGGCGAGAGCCCAAGUGGAACCGAUGGGCUAAAUCUCGACACCGAUCUCUUUGUCGGAGGGGCGCCGGAAGACCAAAUUGCUGUGAUGGCCGAGCGCACGUCGGUCACCGCUGGCCUGAAGGGCUGCAUCCGUCUGCUGGACGUCAACAACCAGAUGUACGACCUGCGAGAGAAAGGCGAUGAUGUGCUUUACGGAAGCGGGGUGGGCGAGUGCGGCAACAACCCUUGCCAGCCCAACCCCUGCCACCACGGUGGCCUCUGCCACAGCAUGGAGGCGGAGAUGUUUCACUGCGAGUGUCUGAAUGGUUAUACAGGACCCACCUGUGCUGAUGAGAGAAACCCCUGCGACCCCAACCCCUGCCACCUCUCCGCCACCUGCUUGGUGUUGCCAGAAGGCGGAUCGAAAUGCGAAUGCCCCAUGGGACGAGGAGGCGAAUUCUGCGAAUCGGUUGCCGAAAUGGAUCAGACCGUACCUUUUCUGCCGGAAUUCAACGGAUUCUCAUACCUGGAGCUGAACGGUCUCCAAACAUUUGUGCCAGAUCUGCAGGAUAAGGUGGCCAUGGAUGUGGCGUUCCUGAGCAGAAAUCCCAACGGUUUAAUUUUCUACAAUGGACAGAAGACGGAUGGGAAGGGAGAUUUUAUCUCCUUGGCCCUUCACAAUGGAUACCUGGAGUAUAGAUAUGACCUGGGCAAAGGAGCCGCCGUCAUCAAGAGCAGGGAGCCCAUCCCUCUGAAUACGUGGAUCAGUGUUUCGCUGGAGAGGAACGAACGGAAGGGUAUCAUGAGGAUUAACAACGGAGAACGGACCCUGGGCGAAUCGCCGCUGCCCCACACCUCCCUUAAUUUAAAGGAACCCCUCUACGUUGGGGGUGCACCGGACUUCAGCCAACUGGCUCGUGCUGCCGCGAUAUCUGCUAGCUUUGAUGGAGCCAUUCAAAAGAUUACCAUCAAAGGGACCCCCGUCCUGAAGGAGGAGAACAUCCGCAGCGCCGUUGAGAUUUCUCCUUACCGCUCCCAUCCCUGCACGCAGAAGCCCAGCCCCUGCCAGAACAGCGGGACCUGCAAACCCCGUCUGGAGACCUAUGAAUGCACCUGCCCCAGAGGUUUCUUUGGGACUCAUUGCGAGAAAGUCCUUACCGAGAAGGCAGCCGGAGACUCGGAAGCCAUCGCGUUUGAUGGCAGGACCUACAUCGAAUACCACAACGCCGUUACCAAGAGCGAGAAGGCUCUGCAGUCCAAUUACUUUGAGCUCAGCAUCAAAACCGAAGCCACCCAAGGUCUUAUCUUGUGGAGCGGGAAGGGCCUGGAUCGAUCCGACUACAUCGCUUUGGCCAUCGUGGACAGCCGGGUCCAAAUGACCUACGACCUCGGCUCCAAGCCCGUGAUCCUGCGGUCUACCGUCCCAAUCAACACGAACCAGUGGAUUCAGAUCAAAGCGUCCAGAGUCCAUCGAGAUGGGUCCCUACAAGUCGGCAAUGAGUCUCCCGUCAUGGGUUCCUCGCCUCUUGGAGCAACUCAGCUGGACACAGACGGGGCCCUUUGGCUGGGUGGGUUGGAGAAGCUCAGCCUGGCCCACAAGCUGCCCAAAUCUUUCCUCACCGGCUUUGUGGGCUGCAUACGAGACGUGGUGGUGGAUCGGCAAGAGCUCCACCUGGUCGAGGACGCUUUAAACAACCCAACCAUAUUACACUGCGCGGCCAAAUGAAGACCUCCUGCCUCUCCCUCCCUCUCUCUCUCUCUCUCUCUCUCCCUCUUCUGUCUCUCUUCCCUCCACCCGGCUAUUGCUGUAAUUAUUUUCUAUUUUUGUAAAACUUCUUGCUUUUUUAUAUUUUGGGGGGGAGGGCUGGGGGGGGAGGGACAGGAAGAGGGGUGGGAUAGCAGGGAGACGAGGAAGAAGACGACGAGAAGGAUCGCAAGAGGAUUCGGUUGGAAAAGGAACAUUCUUUUGGGGUUACUGUUUGGUUGCAGCGUUAUCUCGCCCAUCGGACUCACCAGGAGCCAAAAUCCUCCGGUUCUUAAAAACCCGGCGAAGCUUCGGAAUGUGACCAAGGAACAAAGUUCCCCCAUUUUGCUUCCGGGUUGGGGGUCGCGGGGUCACCGUCCACUGUAAAUGUCACUCAUACUUGAAGUCAUUCUUUUUAUUAUUAUUAUUAUUAUUAUUAUUAUUAUUUUUAA